Drosophila sulfurigaster albostrigata is the source of this 1222-nucleotide messenger RNA. RefSeq names its product replication factor C subunit 4. The transcript has 3 exons. The coding region runs from base 82 to 1152 and encodes 356 amino acids. NCBI's taxonomy places the organism in Eukaryota, Metazoa, Arthropoda, Insecta, Diptera, Drosophilidae. The record is from RefSeq and is a predicted model, not a curated record. Gene Ontology annotation, cellular component: DNA replication factor C complex; nucleus. Gene Ontology annotation, biological process: DNA-templated DNA replication; DNA repair. Gene Ontology annotation, molecular function: DNA clamp loader activity; DNA binding; ATP hydrolysis activity.
AAGCGCCAUUAAUAGUUUACUCAGCUGUUCAAAGUCGCGCCAAUUUGCUGCUUCCAACUUUUAAAUAGAAUUGCUAGCAAAAUGCAGGCAUUUUUAAAAACUGGCAAAUCGAGUGCCAACAGCAACAAUACAGAAAAAAGCACAGCCAAUGAAACAGUUGAACGUCGCAAGCCACCAGCGCCUUGGGUGGAAAAAUACCGCCCACGAAGUGUAGACGAUGUAGUGGAACAGUCAGAAGUUGUGGCUGUUUUGCGUAAAUGCGUGGAAGGCGCUGAUUUGCCCAACAUGCUGCUCUACGGUCCACCUGGUACCGGUAAAACGAGCACGAUUCUUGCAGCCGCUCGUCAAAUCUUUGGUGACAUGUAUCGCGAUCGCAUCCUUGAGCUGAAUGCCUCGGAUGAGCGUGGCAUCAAUGUGGUGCGCACUAAGAUCAAGAACUUUGCCCAACUCACUGCAAGCAAUACGCGCCCCGACGGACGUCCGUGUCCGCCCUUUAAGAUCAUAGUUCUCGACGAGGCGGACUCAAUGACACAUGCAGCUCAGGCGGCUUUGCGUCGUACCAUGGAGAAGGAAUGCCGUAGCACCAGGUUCUGUUUGAUCUGUAAUUAUGUGUCGCGGAUCAUUGUGCCCAUCACAUCACGUUGCUCCAAGUUUCGCUUCAAGGCGUUAGGUGAGAAACAGAUCAUUGCCCGAUUGCAGCAUAUUUGCGAACUGGAGGGCGUUAGCAUUGAUCCAGAUGCAUACAAGUCCAUUGUGAAGAUAUCGGGUGGCGAUAUGCGACGUGCUAUAACUACAUUGCAGUCCUGCUAUCGCCUCAAAGGCGCCGAACACACAAUCAACACGGACGAUCUGCUCGAAAUGUCUGGCAUCAUACCAGAGCACUAUUUGGAGGACUAUCUGGAGGUCUGUCGCUCAGGCAAGUAUGAGCGUCUUGAGCAGUUUGUGCGUGAGAUUGGCUACUCCGCAUACAGCGUGGGUCAAAUGAUGGAGCAGUUUGUGGAGUUCGUUGUGCGCUGCGGCUCUCUGACCGAUCAACAAAAAGCCAUCAUAUGCGACAAGCUGGGCGAGUCCUGUUAUCGACUGCAAGAUGGUGGAUCUGAGUAUUUGCAGAUAAUGGAUCUUGGCUGCUCUAUUAUACUAGCACUUAAGUGAUAUCCUAGUUUAACUCUUUCUCAUUCUCAAUUCACAGAAUAAAAGUAACAAUAUUUUAUAUCUAUAAUGC